Nannizzia gypsea CBS 118893 is the source of this 591-nucleotide messenger RNA. RefSeq lists its product as hypothetical. The record is from RefSeq and is a predicted model, not a curated record. Lineage: Eukaryota; Fungi; Ascomycota; Eurotiomycetes; Onygenales; Arthrodermataceae. The coding region runs from base 1 to 591 and encodes 196 amino acids. The transcript has 4 exons.
AUGGCCGUUAUGAAGAGUCUCUUACUUGCAUUUACCUUUGCGGUCUUCCUGGUUUCAGCAAACUUCGCCGAGGAAUCGUUCAGUAUGAGCCCAAUGAUAUACGAGGGCCCAAUCGUACCAGGCGGCGAUAAUGUGACUCUUGAGGGCACUAUUGAAGAAAUCUUUCGCCAAAUUCUCGCGUUAAACCCCAGCUAUCGGCCGGAGGAUUUCCCUGCCGCCCCAGAUACCCAAUCUCUCAGUGUCAGCCCUAGUUUGGAGAAAAGGUCGCCUGGCCAUAUCAUCUGUGACCCCAGUGGCGCCGAGAGAGCAUGGCGCAGGAAGAUCGAAGAUGGUAUUGCCUACCUCGAACGUGUCCCGCAAGCUUCGCACUGCAGGGUUCGAAAUCGAUCAUGCGCUCGGGUCAGCUGUUCUUGGGAUAGUGGUAUUUUUUUCUGCAAUGAUAGGGAUUCCUGGUUUGAAAUACCUUGUCCUGUUCUUGGAUCAUACACAGAGGACAUUCUGCGCACAUGCCACCAAUCCAGCACGAGGGUCUCAGGCCAAAAAUUCGACACGGACAAUUUCAAUGUUCUUGUGAAAUUUGAUAAGUGUUAA